This is a messenger RNA of Poecilia reticulata (guppy), 5091 nucleotides long. It is a transcript of the gene adam28, whose product is annotated as ADAM metallopeptidase domain 28. The record is from RefSeq and is a predicted model, not a curated record. Gene Ontology annotation, molecular function: metalloendopeptidase activity. Gene Ontology annotation, biological process: proteolysis. Gene Ontology annotation, cellular component: plasma membrane. NCBI's taxonomy places the organism in Eukaryota, Metazoa, Chordata, Actinopteri, Cyprinodontiformes, Poeciliidae.
UUUCUCUUUCUCUGCAUGGGAGGGAAGGAGGCCGGGGGGGUGAAAAAAAAUUUAUGAUCCCUAGGAGGCGAUGACGGGAAAUAAUUGAAGAACACAGAGUUAAACAAAAGUAUUUCAUGAUGAUACUUGACAGAAUUUUAAUGAGAUUCUAUGUGAGCCAAGCAGCCUCAGAGCAGAAGAAUGCAGACGUGUUUAUACCAAAACUUCACGGCCAGUGCUCCCAAAACAACUGCUUUUUAUUCCACAUAUUAAACGUGUUGCACAAAAGCGUAGUCUGGUUCCUUCAUAAAGUUAUGACUUUUACUUCCUCUUCAUCUUGAGUAGUUUCCUUUCCUGGAUGGAUUCCGUUAGAUUAAUCAAACACUCCCAGCUCUGUUUGUGUUGGUGGGAUUUAUCCUGCAUUACACUCUGAUUGAUGUUGAUCAAUGGAUUUCUCUGGAAAAGAGUCUACCAGCAGUUUAAAGGUGAAGAAGACAGUGCAGACAUUCUCCAGAUAGAGGAGAAAAUCUGGUAAAACAGACACACGGUGACUUCAGAGGUGAGGAUUCAGUCUUGACUACAGGUGAAAAAGGCUUUUAAAGGUAAACAACGGCCCAGUACAUCUCCGUUAGCCUCGGUUGGGUUAUACAUUAGAUAAGCCAAUUUGCUCUUCUUAUUUCGGAACCAUGGAAUCAGGCUUGAUUGAAACUUUUUCUUAUAAAGACAAAACGUUAUGGCUAAAUUUUACACCAAAUCCGUUCCCUUUAAAACCUGUGGGAACGUGUGUUAUGACUUGAGGAGCAAACAGCUGGACGUUUUGGACUCCACAAUAUAUGUUUGGUACAAAUAUACAAAAGAGCACCAAGUACAGAAAUCAUGGUGGUGACAGCAUCAUGCUCUAGGUUGUUCCUCUAGAUAUAACUAAAAGACAGUAUGAAAAAGGUGAAAUAAAGAUAAGAUCCUGAAAGAAAGACAACUUAAACUCAGCAUUUCGACUGUUCUGCAGUUUUCUGGAAGUUUGUUCGAGAUUUGUGGUGCAUAGAAGCUGAAUGCUGCUUCUCCAAGUUUGGUUCUAGUUCUGGGGAUGCAAAGCAGAACCAGGACCAGAACCAGGAGACCUGAGAGGUUCUGGUUGAUACAACAACAGCAGAUCUUUAAUGUAUCGGGCUGCUAAGCCGUUCAGUGAUUUAUAAACUGACAGAAGCAUUUUAAAGUGUUUGAAUGAUGUUGAAUGACCAUCAUUCAACACUUUCAUCAGUGACUUGCUUAACUUGAGUGUCAAUGGUCUCGUUUCCUGAACAUUUACAACGGUAGGUCACCAAGCAGAGACAAGGAGGAGGAAGUUUGCUUCAUAUGGCUCGUUGAAGAUCAGAAAGACUGACACUCUUCUGCUGUAGAGACCUUACAGUGACACACAUAAUACAUCCUGUGUCCUGAAACGUCCCCGUCAGCAGCGAGAGAGAGAGACAGAGAGAGAGAGAGAGAGAGACACACACAUUAGCUGUAUUGUCUUCAGACAAUUUGUCUUUGCUGUGACUCCAGGCAUGUGUUCAGUGGGUGAGGGUCCGACCCAGAAAGAAGGAAGAAGCAUCUAACUGCAUCAGACUGAGCCCACUCCAAGUAUCUGCUGCAUACAUCACCGAUGUUCUGAUGACAUUGAGAAAAAUAAUGUGUGGAAAUGACCAUAUUAAGUAAGUAACACGACUGAGUCACAGUCACAACAUAAAGCGAGUCAGACUUUUUAUUUAUGACCUCAAUAGAAACCAAAAAUGGGAAGAAACUAAGAAAAGAAAAAAGUGAUUUAUGAUUAACGUCAGUAAAUCAUACUGACUAAAAUCCAAAGAGCAGUGGUGUGAAAGACAGCUGACUGGAAGUUUGAAUCCGCCCGCAACGCUCGAGCCGUUUCCUUCCUGAAUCCUUGCCCGGAGUCAGCGGCAGGUUCAGGCCGGUCGCUUGAGGGUGUGGGGGGUGGAGGGGCGGCGUUCUUGUCAGUAAGGAGUCUGUGACAGGUCCGGGAGGCGGGCGAAGGCGUGGCCUUGCCAGUGCAAGCAGCACAACAUGCAGGUAGAUCACAUAAAGCCUGAUCAGAGCAAAGAUCAGCAACAGUUUGGACUGCAACAAUGACACGGACUCUUCUGUUGCUGAUCGUCUUCCUGAACGUCUCGCUCAGAUCCUCGGAAAGCCACAAUCCAACCUUUGAAGUGGGGACAGACUAUGAGGUGGUUCGACCUGUCAGACUUCAUGCAGUAAGGAAAAGAAGCACAGAGUACCUCAGACCAGAGACGAUUAAAUAUGCAAUGACUGUUGGAGGAAGAGACAUUCAAUUACAACUUGAGAAAAAUAAUGAGUUACUAACCCGAGACUACUCAGAAACCUACUACCAAGAAGAUGGAACUCGGGUCACCACGAGCCCACAUGAUGUCGAUCACUGUUACUACCAUGGAAAGAUUGUGAAUGACAGCGAGUCAUCUGCUAGCAUCAGUACAUGUGAGGGACUAAGGGGUUACUUCAGGACGUCUGAAAAGCGAUACCUGAUUGAGCCUCUCAUUGGUGGCGACGAGGGCGACCACGCUGUGACGACCAUAAACGACAGGAACUUGACGCCUGCAGUGUGUGGCGUUACAAACACUUCCUGGGAGGACGGCAUGGAACCUCCAACAAGCCAGAGCCGCUCCAGAUCUGGGGGUCUUCCUGUUCUACUGCAGCAGAAAUACAUUGAACUCGUUCUUGUAGCUGAUAAUCGAGCGUACGCAAAGAUGAACAAAGAUCUGACCAAGCUGAGACAGAGGAUAUUUGAAAUCGUCAACUUUGUCAACAUGGCAUACAAACCCCUGAAGACGUUUAUCGGUCUGGUGGGUCUGGAGGUCUGGUCUAAUGCCGACCUGAUCUCUGUGACCAACCCCGCCAACGCCAACCUGGACGCUUUCAAGACCUGGAGAAACUCCGAGCUGGUGAAACGGAUAAAACACGACAACGCACACCUCAUCAGCGGGAUCGACUUUGAAGGAGCCACUGUGGGUCUGGCUUACAUCGGGACUCUGUGCACUGACCACUCGGUCGGGGUUAUACAGGAUCACAACGCCCGAGCCAUUGCUGUGGGAGCGACUCUGGCCCACGAGAUGGGCCACAACCUGGGCAUGAGUCACGACGACUCCAGUGGCUGCUCCUGUUCUGGGGACAGCUGCAUCAUGGCCGCAGCUCUCAGCUAUAACAUUCCACGCACGUUCAGUAGCUGCAGUGUUGCCAACUAUGAGAGGUACCUGACAACCCGCAACCCCAGCUGCAUGUUCGACAAACCAGACGUCACCAGCAUCGUGGCUCCAGGAGUCUGUGGGAACGGAUUUUUGGAAAAGGGAGAGCAGUGCGACUGUGGCUCUGUGGAGGAGUGCACCAACCCGUGCUGCAACGCCACCAGCUGCACCCUGAGCGCAGGUUCACAAUGCGCUGAAGGCGAGUGCUGCGAGAACUGCAAGAUCCAGCCUCGCUCCAUCGAGUGCCGCAGGAAGCAGGACGACUGCGACCUGGCCGAGUACUGCGACGGGAAGAGCGCCACCUGUCCCGAGGACGUGUUCGCUGUGAACGGUCUCCCAUGUGAUAAGGGCCUGGGCUACUGCUACAACGGUCAGUGUCCACAGAGGGCAGCGCAGUGCAAGAAGGUCUACGGCAACGCUGCCGAUGAGGCUCCUUCGACCUGCUACAACUACAACACCAAAGGAAAUAACUAUGGUUACUGCAGACGCCUCUCCAACACCGACUUUAUUCCCUGCCAAAAACAAGAUGUUUUGUGUGGGAAGCUCUUCUGCCAGGGCGGCAAUGCAAACCCAAUCUACGGCCAAAUGGUCACAAUUUCUGUGGUCUGCAAGGCGACGUUCUUUACCGACUACACCAAAGACUACGGGCAGGUGGAUGAAGGCAUCAUGUGUGGGGAGGGAAAGGUGUGCAGCCAGAACCAGUGCAUGGAUCUCGAGAGUGCGUACAGAAACACAAACUGCUCGGCAAAAUGCCCCGGCAACGCUGUGUGCAAUCACAGAAGUGAGUGUCAGUGCCUGCCCGGCUGGUUGCCUCCUAACUGUGGAGCAAAGGAUGAGGCUUUCAGUUCUCUGUCCACCGGAGCAAACAUCGCCAUCUCCCUGGCUGUCAUUCUGGUGAUCCUCGGCCUGUUUUUUGGGGUUGUGGGGUUCAUGUGUAGGAAGAAACGCAGUCCAACCCUGCCAGUUUCGCAAGCGCAGAGAAAAGCCCCAGCAGUAAGCAGCUCUGCGCCUUACGUCAACCAGGAAUACACCAUCAGUCAGCCCAGGCUACUCAGACAGGAACCGAAGCCCAAAGGAGCUCCGCCUCCUCCACCUCCAGCAGGGAACCGACCCGAACCACCGAGCCAGAACUACACCGCUGCACGCCAGGCUCUGAGACCAGUACAUCCCCCAAAGGUCUGAUGUGCAGCCUGGUGCCAAGUGUUAGUGAACACUGACACCUUCCCUCUGGUCUUCAACUAGAGGCAGCUGGCAGGCCACAGGGACAGAGUCCUGUUUGCAUCAACCCCAACAGGAACUACACCUGAACCCCAACAGGAAGUACAAACUGAACUUGUGUGGCACCCUACUAUGGACUUCACAGGGAUUCACUUCUGUUUUCUUAUGGCACAUUUGUGUACUGUACAUUAAAUUGGCCCUGACUGUAAUUAAUGUAUAUUAUAACAUUGUUGGGACAGAGCUGCUUUUAGCUGCAGUGUUUGUUUCUCGUGACUCCUGUGGAACCGGCCCGUUUGAAAGUCACGCGUUGGACUGCAGUUACUGCAUGUUUGCAUUUCAUGUUCCAUAUCAAGCCAUGUCUUUGUUCAUAAGAAACUGUGAAAUAUGUUUUUAUAUUUAUAUUUUAUUUACAUUGUCAAUGUAAUGUGCAAGCAGCGUCAUUGUAAAAUAGUUUCUUAGCUCGUGUUUACAUCAGAGUCGACAAAUCAUCCAAUGUUUACUGGUGGUUUAACUUCAUUUCCAGGAUAAUAAUGUCAUGUCGGUUUUAAGGUUGCGAACCCACAUGCAAGAACACAGUCAGACAGAGCGAGUCAGAAACAAUAAUGUUUAUUGAAGGAUCAGGGAGCUGGUGGCGAAGCCGAAU